AUGAAGCCAUCAGCUGGCUUUCUGCUGCUGGCAGUGCUGCUCUCAGCCGCAGUGAGGUUCGCUCAGGCCCGGAUUAUACACUCGUACUUCAAGCUUGGCGGCACGCUGGUCCUCAAACCUGCCUCGGUCUCUGCUCGCAUCACCAGCGUCGUGUGGAAGUGGGACGGAGAACUGUUGGCCGAAUGGGUGGAAGAUGUGAUUCCCCUGACAUAUUACGGCAGGUUUGGAGGCCGAUCAGAGGUGAACACGAACACGGGAGUGUUGGAGAUCAGGAACAUGACUGCAGCUGACACUGGGGUGUAUUCGGUGGAGAUCAACAACCAGCCCCAGAGUCAGACUCAUCAGGCCGUGAGGAUCAGAGAAGUGCCCCAGCCUGAGGUCACGGUGAGGCCGCCGAUGUGUGGCUCGAGUUUGGAGAACUGCACACUGAGCUGUGACGGAGACGUUAAAGAGGCCGAACCUGUCGAGUAUUUCUGGAAGAUCGGAGAUGGAGAGUGGGAACAGUCGGGGAAAAUCAUGGAGAUCAUCAAUUCUGAGGAAACACAGUGUGUGAAGAUGUUUUCCUGCAGGAUGAAGAACCCAGUGAGUGAGCGACGCAGCGAAUCCAUCACCAACCCGUUUCACCAGGACGGAAAUCUGGACUACAGAUGGUGGAUCCUCACUCUUGUAGGCGCUGCCGUCCUGGCGGUGGUUGCGGUGUUUGUCUGCUUUUUGUUUCAGAAACUGUAA
Messenger RNA from Maylandia zebra (zebra mbuna), 729 nucleotides. RefSeq lists its product as uncharacterized. The record is from RefSeq and is a predicted model, not a curated record. Gene Ontology annotation, cellular component: membrane. NCBI's taxonomy places the organism in Eukaryota, Metazoa, Chordata, Actinopteri, Cichliformes, Cichlidae.